AUGCAAAUUUUCAAAAGAUUUAUUGCAGUAUUACCUCUACGUAAACCAUCAUCAAUUAAAGAUUUGCCAAUAAAUAAAGAUGUGGAAUUAGUAGCACAACCAUAUUUACCUUAUAAGAUACCAUAUAAUAAACUGAAAACUCCUGUUUUAUUUAUUCAUGAUUUCCUAGGGUCAAAAUCAAAUUUAAAAUCAAUUGGUCAAGAAAUUUGUAAAUACACAUUACAUCCAGCUUGGGGAAUAGAUCUACGUUGUCAUAAUAAAUCUCCCAAUGUCUUUCCGUUCAAUUAUAAUCAGUUAGCAAAUGACGUCAUAAAAUUCAUAGAGGAGAAUAAAUGGAAGAAAUGUAUUUUGGUAGGUGAUUCAACUUUAGGUGGGAAAGUAGCAAUGACAACCGCCUUAAAAGCAAAUAAUUUAAUUGAAAGACUUAUUGUCCUCAACGCAUUUCCAAAAGUUUAUAAAUCAGACGCAACUUAUAAAAAUGCAGUUAUUACCAUGGCUGAAAUCGAAUCAAAUCCACAAAUGUACAAGAGGGAUGUAGAUAAUUUUAAGCGAGUGCUUGAAAUCACUGGUGUUGAUAAAUUAAUGCAGAUGAAUGAUGUUACUGGUGAUUUACUUAGUAAAAUAAGGUGUAAUUUAUGCUACAAACUUAAGGAUUUUGAAGAUAUACCAAAAGAUCAAUAUACAAUGGAAGCAUAUAAAGUACCAGUAAUGAAUUUUGUAAAGCAUAAUAUUGUAAAUGAAUUAGAUAACUGGCCUGAAGCUGAACUUGAGGGGAAGAAAUUUGAUGGUCCAGUUUUUGUUAUACAUCGUGACAAAAAACCAAAUAAGGGAGAAUGGUUGAAAUAUUUUACAGAUUUAAAAUUCAAACAUUAUAAUUUUGAAGGAUUAUAUCCAUUAUUAUUGGAGCCUCAGAAUGCUAUAUUGAAAAAGUUGACUAAGUUCAUUAAUCCAGAUUCUGACAAGGUGGUAAUUGUAGAAAAAAUGACAAAGAGACAGAGGAAAGAACGUAAGAAGGCUCAAAAAAAAGAAAAGAGAAUGAUGUUGUUGGAGAAAAUUAAAAGGAGAAAAGAAUUGGAAGCAAUUAGAGGAAUAUAUUCCGACGAAGAUCUUGAUAGAAAAGUAAAGUAUCUUGUUGAAGAUGAGGAUGAUCAUGUGUUGAUAAAUAGAUCAAAGAGUGGUGGUAAUGAUGAAAAAAUGAAAUAUAAUGAAAGGAGAGGGAAACGUGAUUCUGGAUCAAAAUGGAAUAAUAAUGAAAGAGACGAUAAUGAUCGUAGAUCAAGCAUUGAUAAUCAGUAUACACUUGACAGAGUUGAUAGACCAAAAUUCAACAAACACGAAAAAGGAGACAAAAAUGAAAGAUCAAAAUACAACCCACAAAGAGAUAGAAUUGAUAAAAGACUAAAAGAUAAUAAUUAUUAUUCAAGAGAAAGAUAUGAUGUCAAACCCAAAUAUAGAAACGACUAUGCAAGAGAAAGACAUGAUGAUGAAAGAAUUCCAAGAGAAAGACAUAAUGAUAAAUCAAAAUUUAGAUCCGACCAUACAAGAGAAAGAAAUUACAAUGAAGAAGAAUCAAGAGAUAACAGAUCACAGUUCAAGCAUUACGAAAGAGACUUUCAUGAUGAAGAGCAACCAAGGUAUACUAGACCAAGAUACUACACGAAUGAUAGAAAUGACAAAAGAGACUUUCAUGAUGAGCAACAACCUAGAUAUUCUAAACCAAGAUACUACACGAAUGAUAGAAAUGACAAAAGAGACUUUUAUGAUGAGAAACAACCAAGGUAUUCUAAACCAAGACAUAACUGGAAUGAUAGAACUGAUAAAAGAGAUCCGAGAAAUUCGAGAUCAAACUUCAAAACAUAUUACACAAGCGACAGAAAUGACAGGAGACACUAG
This is a messenger RNA of Insectozyma verbasci, 1893 nucleotides long. The record is from the annotation of a GenBank genome assembly. NCBI's taxonomy places the organism in Eukaryota, Fungi, Ascomycota, Pichiomycetes, Serinales, Debaryomycetaceae.